UAAUGUCAACAUCAAGAUUAGCAAUUCGAUUAUAUACUUAUAGAGGUUAUUCUGCUCCAUGGAGAGUAAGCAUUAUGCUAAAAUUGAAACAACUUCAAUUCUAACCAUUUUUUGUAAAUUUACCUAAAGCUGAGUAAUUAUCAAAUAUGUAUUCUUAAAUCAAUCCACUUUAAGUAAUUAUAAUAAUUUCUAUCUAUUUAUAGAUUGUUCCUACAUUAGAAAUUAAUGGAUAAUUAUUACAUGAGAGUAUGGCAAUUGCAGAAUACCUAGAAGAAGAAUUUCCAAGAAAUAAAUUAUUACCCAAAUCUCCUUUAGAAAAAGCUAUUGUUAGGUAAUUCAUAAUAUAUCUUUAGAUCUAUGUGUGAAACUGUAAAUAGUGGCAUUCAUCCAUAUCAUGCAUCUAGAUUUUAUAAAUAUGUUCACAAUUAUGUGAGUGAUAUAAAUAGAUAAGAAAUUUCAGAACCUUUCUUAGAAAGAGGAUUUACAGGUUUAUAUUAAAUAUCAUUUAUUAUAGCAUUAAAUACUUUAGUAGAAAAACAUGGAGGGGAUUAUGCUUUUGGGAACCAAGUGACAAUAGCUGAUGCAUUCUUGUAUCCAGCAUUUAGAGGAGAUGAUGUAUCAUAUUUAGUCAAUUUGGAUAAAUAUCCAGCCCUUAAAAAAGUUGUUGAGAAUUUGGAUCAACUACCAGAAUUUGCAUAUGAACAUCCAGAUUCUCAAGGAUGACAUUAUUAAUAUGAAU
Messenger RNA from Paramecium pentaurelia, 739 nucleotides. NCBI's taxonomy places the organism in Eukaryota, Ciliophora, Oligohymenophorea, Peniculida, Parameciidae. The record is from the annotation of a GenBank genome assembly.